AUGAACGAGCUGCGCGCGCUGUGCGACGCAGUCCCCAGCUUCCCGAACCAGGUCGCGUUUUCGAUGAUGGAGGAGGAGCUCGGGAGGCCCGUGCAUGAGAUAUAUGAGGAUAUUUCUGACAGCCCGAUCGCAGCUGCUAGUUUGGGACAGGUGUACAAGGCGAGGCUAAGGGAGAACGGGGAGGAGGUCGCAAUUAAGGUACAGAGACCGGAUAUGCUCAGGAAGGUCAGCCUGGAUUUGUACUGCAUGAAGAGGGUCGCAAAGCUGGCAGAGAGCGUGCAAAACACGUUCACCGCCGCGCGCACGGAUUAUACUAGUUUGCUGCUCGAAUGGGCCAGGGGAACGUACAAGGAGCUGGACUACCAGAACGAGGCUGCCAACUCGAGGAGGUUUGCGCGCUUGGUGCAGGCGAAGCUGCCGGAUGUCUACGUACCGGCAGUGUACGAUGAGUACACGAGCCGCAAGGUGCUGACAAUGGAGUGGAUUAACGGCGUCAAGCUUGCUGACUGCGGCCCGGAACAGAUUAAUGCGCUUGUGUCCAAGGGCGUCGAGUGCUUUCUGUUCCAGCUCCUGUCCGCGGGCUUCUUCCACGCCGACCCGCAUCAGGGCAAUCUGAUGCGGCUCGACAACGGCCAACUGUGCGUGAUCGAUUUCGGUCUCAUGGCUGAGAUCGAGAAAGUGGAAAUGGAUGCCAUGGUGUCUGCCAUCGUACAUCUUGCCAACAGGGAUUGGCCAAAGGUGAUCGAUGACUUUGUCACGCUCAAAUUCUUACCAGCUGGUGUCGAUACGUCCGAAGUAGAGCCCGUGAUCGGAGCGAUCUUGGACCAAGCGCUGGAAGGAGGUGGAGCUAAGUCGAUCAACUUCCAGUCACUGUCCGACGAGCUAGCAACUGUGACGUUCGACUUUCCCUUUUCCAUUCCGCCUGCCUUCGCGCUACUCCUCCGAGCUCUCUCCGUCCUCGAGGGCAUCGCCCUUGUCGGCGACCCCGAGUUCAAACUGAUCAUGGAGUCGUUCCCGUUCGUGUCCAAGCUAGUGAUGACCGACCGCAGCCCGGCGCUGCGGCAAGCGCUCAAGGAGAUCCUGUACAAGGACGGGAGCUUCAGCCCGACGCGUCUGCGCGUGCUGGUGGACUCCUCGCAGGGCAUGAUCAACGCGGGCGACGCGUUUGUCGACUUCGACACGCUGACCGACGACUCGGCCGUGACGCGGGAGGCGAUCGACUUCCUCUUCAGCGACGAGGGGGCGAUGAUCCGAGAAAUCCUGGUGGAGGAGAUCGCGAAGGGGAUCGACGUGCUGGCCAGGGACAGCUACUCGCGCGUGGCGUCGCAGUUCGAGCGGAGCGUGCCGGCGCCGCUCCGAGGCUUCCUCGCCAUGCCCGGGCGCUCCCCCUUCAGCCUGCUCACGCCGCUGUCGCCGCUGUCGCCGCUGGCGCUCCUCGCGGGGCCCUCGCCCGUGCUCCCGCCCGUGACGGAUGACGAGCGGGCGUACCUUGACAACAUGCGUGAGCUUAUCGCGUGGCUCGGUAACGACGGUACACAGAUGCAACCGCAGGUGUUGCGCUCGCUUCUACCGGAGAUUCUGGAAAAGUCCGGGGUCAUCGGGCGACAGGUGUUUGGUAGAGUGUGGGAGACGAUGGUGAAGAGAGUGUUCAAUGACUUGGUGCGAGGCGACGGGGAGGUCGUUGCUGGGAAACGGCGCGUGCCCGGGCUUCCCAGAUAGUUAUUUAUUGAAAAGGAUGCUUAGAUUGUCAGGAGGAUACUGAAGUGAAAAGAGUAAUAAAUGUGUAGAGUAUAGAUGUA
Molecule: messenger RNA, 1799 nt
Organism: Chondrus crispus (carragheen)
Lineage: Eukaryota; Rhodophyta; Florideophyceae; Gigartinales; Gigartinaceae
Exons: 2
Coding region: 1-1719 (572 amino acids)
Biological process (GO): protein phosphorylation
Molecular function (GO): ATP binding; protein kinase activity
Source: RefSeq, a predicted model, not a curated record